This is a messenger RNA of Physella acuta, 3076 nucleotides long. Its product is annotated as S-adenosylmethionine synthase-like. The record is from RefSeq and is a predicted model, not a curated record. NCBI's taxonomy places the organism in Eukaryota, Metazoa, Mollusca, Gastropoda, Physidae. Gene Ontology annotation, biological process: S-adenosylmethionine biosynthetic process. Gene Ontology annotation, molecular function: methionine adenosyltransferase activity; ATP binding.
AAUAGGCCUAGUCUAGUCCUAGCAUUACCUUUCCUGAAACAUUUCGCAUUUAGCGCUGAUUGAGAUAUGCAGGGUUGGCGCAUCCGUAUCCCAUCUAGAUCUAGAAAUUAUUAUUUUUAAUUUUAUUGCUGAUAAUUUAUUAGGAUAGAAAUAGAGCGAAUAUUGUCCCAAAUAUCAAACUCAAAUGGACGGAGAUAGAAACCAAAAUUUCCCUGGGGAAAAUUCCAAAGAACAAGACACAUUUCUGUUUACAUCUGAAUCUGUCGGCGAGGGUCAUCCAGAUAAAAUUUGUGACCAAGUCAGUGAUGCUAUAGUCGAUGCAGUGCUGACAGAUGACAAGUAUGCCAGAGUGUCAUGUCAGUGUGCAGCAAAAACUGGCAUGAUUUUUGUCUGCGGUGACAUUGUCACAAAGAAGCCGCAUAUUGAUUUUCAGAAGUUGGUUAGGGCUACCAUUAAGGACAUAGGCUAUGAUGCUAGUGCUAAAGGUUUUGACUACAAGACUUGCAAUGUGUUGAUAGCUAUUGAAGAACCUGAUGCUAAAGAGUUCUCUAGCCACUCCUAUUAUGCAGAGGAUAGUGAUAGUAUUCAAAACCAUAACAGUCCAGCUGGUGACCAGGGGCUGAUGUUUGGUUAUGCAACUGAUGAGACAGAAGAGUGCAUGCCCCUUACCAUUCUCUUAUCACACAAGCUUAAUGCUAAGAUGGCAGAGCUGCGUAAAAAUGGUGAAUUGGAAUGGGCUCGGCCAGACUCCAAGACACAGGUGACUGUGGAGUACAAGAUUGAGAGAGGAGCCACCAUACCAACCAGGGUUCACACAGUUGUCAUAUCUGUUCAGCAUGAUGAACAUGUCACCAUGGACCAGUUGAGGAGGGACCUCAUGGAGAAGGUCAUCAAGCCAGUUAUACCUGAGAAAUACCUGGACAGCAACACCAUCUAUCACCUGCAGCCCUCUGGCAGGUUCAUCAUUGGUGGUCCACAGGGUGACGCAGGGCUAACAGGAAGAAAAAUUAUUGUGGACACGUAUGGUGGCUGGGGAGCUCAUGGUGGAGGGUCAUUGUCAGGGAAAGAUGGUGCCAAGAUUGACCGCUGCGGGUCGUACGCGGCCAGAUGGGUGGCUAAGUCACUUGUGAAGGCCAAGCUGUGUAGACGUGUUCUGGUUCAGAUCUCCUACGCCAUAAAUGUGACAGAGCCCCUGUCUAUAACUGUCUUCAGCUUUGGAACCUCCAAGAAAAGUGAACAGCAGCUGUUACAAAUCAUAAAGGACAACUUUGAUCUCAGACCAGGAAAAAUUGUUGAUGAUCUAGGCCUAAGGAAUCCAAUCUUUCAGAAAACUGCUUGCUAUGGUCACUUUGGACGUGAGGAGUUUCCCUGGGAGAAGCCAAAAAGUCUGAAAAUCAAUUAAUCUGAUGCUCAAACUUUCUCAACAUUUUAAGCAGAGGUCCUUUGACAUUUUGUCUGUUUUUUUUACAAUUUCAGCAAUGAAAUUUGUCUUCACUAUAGAUUGUAGAAUGUUUAAAUCCUUAUAAAUUAUGAAUAUAAAGGGGCACACCCUGAGGGAGAGAUCUGGUAGAUCUUUUUAUUAUUUAUGUACUAAUGUUUUGUUUGUAUUGAACUUACAGACUUUUAAAAAUUUAUUUAUUGAUUGAUAUAUAUUAGAUUUAGUAUCUAUAUUUGCUGACUUUUAUUGACUGUUCAAUAAGAGAAAAAAAAACCUAUUUGAAGUGUGCCAUUGUAUGUUUUUAGAAAAGGUAAGUCUAAAAGAUUACUGGGGGAACCUAUAUCUAUCUUGUUUAUCCCUCUUUGUUCAGUAUCAAAGGCUAUGUCUUAUGGAAGUUUUUUUAAAUUAAUUUUUUUUCCCGUAAAUUUAGAUUAUCUUUUAAAAAAACAGCAAAUUUCUUACUAUUGAUGUUAAAUACUUGAGCACUGCAUUUUAAAAUAUUUGUUUCACUUAAUACAUACAUUUACAAUUAAGAAAGUUAUUAAAAUAUAUUUUUAAAAAUUUGAUUUUUCAUAAAAACUUUGUUUUUGCUAAAUUUAAGAUUUUAAUAAAUACAGUUGUUAAAAGAUUUCAGUUUAGACUAGCCUAAAUUAUUCAGUUAUACAGUUUUUUGUUUGCUUAUCUAUAUAAAUUUGAUUGAUCAAACAAAAAAAAUGAUAUUAGUAUUGCAUAUCUGUAUUAUUAAUAAGAUUUUCUAAAAUUCCUUUUUUUGUUACUGCCAUUUUUGUACACUGCUAGUAGUGCAUUUGCGUUGACCAAUGCGAUGUUGUAGGCCUAUUGCCUCACUAGAAGUUACACAAAAUCUCAGCUUCCAUGCAUGUGUGUGUAUUUAUAUAUUUAAAAAAAAUCAUUUGUGCCAUAUUAAAAGCCUUUAGGAAUUUUUGAAAAAUUUUGAUUCCAUUUUUUUUUUACUGCCAAAUAAUUUCUAUUUUGUUUGUUCAGUUUUUAGCUUGAAUUAAUCAAUUGCCAAAUGUAGGAGUUUAACUUAUCACUGUGUUAUUUUUUGUGUGUUCUUUAAUAACACAAAGUCACUUGCUUAAGAGAAAGUUUCCAUCUGAUGAAAUUGAAUGUGCUUGUUGAAGAAGAGGUUUGGUAAAAUGUAAAUCAAAAUAAAUAUUAAAGAUGAACACUUGCUAACUUAAAGUCCAAAACAUGGACAUUUAUUAUUUUGAUCCAGUCAACUACUGUUGUACAGCCUGAAGAUAAUUACUAUCUUGAUAUUAAGCCUUCACCCUCUGUCUUCUCAAAUCAAAUGUUGUGUUGAUAUUAUCAAAAGCCAUUUAAACUUUAGAUCUGAACACAGGGUACGAACAAAGUUUUAAUUAUGAUUAAAAUGUUUUCUUGUACUUUCAAUUAAAAAAAAAUUGAAUUUUGAACUUCAUAUCACUGACUGUUUUUUAAAAACAAAAAUUUAUUUAGUUGAUAAUGAGAUUUUUGCAUAAUCAGUAAAAAAAAAAUAUGUAUAUUAUUUAAUAUUGGAAAAAAAGACACAGUUAAGCUUUGAAUAUCUUUGUUACAGGUGUUAGAUAUUGUCAUUCCAUGUGGGGUUAUCUAAAUAAAAUUUAUUUUUUAAAAUUA